UCAAAGUUUUUGUCUUUUCACACCUCAACACUAUUCGUUUUUCAAGCGUAAUCUCCGCCAUUUUCAGCGGGAAAAUCGCAAUUCCCAUUUAUUAUUUGGCCGAAAAAUAGCGGUCUAAAAACUGUGAAAAAAAAAGGUGCUUUUCAAGUCUUUCUGUAUCAGGGUUUUUCUGAGGAGAUUUGGGAGUGAAGAUUGGCGCGAAUGAACUGAAUUUGAUGUAUUGACAUUUAAAUUGAAGUGCCCAAACAGCUAGUCUAUGGUGGUACUGAAAAAUCUAGAACUCUAGAAGCAGAACAAAUGGCGUGACUAAUGUUUUUGGCGUCCUGUUGGGUUGGGGUUUGAGAACAAAGUAGAUUGGAUGAACCCAUUUGGUUUUGGAACUUAAUUCUGUGAUUCAGUUGUUAUAAAAAAAGAAAGUUGAGCCUUUGAAGAAAAAUUGGAAAUUUUAAUUCAGGUAGUCUUGUGGAUUUUUACUUUGAAUUUAUUAGAUUUUGAUGGCUCAGCCUAAUUCUAAGAAACCAAUAAAUCAGAAUUAUAAUGUGAUGAGUUGUCACUCGAGAUCUUUAUCUCAACCCACGUUUCUCACUAAUAGUGGCUUGCCCCCAUUAAGUCCUUUUUCUGGUACUGAGUUGUUGGCUUCUUCAAACUAUAGUUUAAAGGACAAGGUGAUGGAGGAAACAGAUGUUAAUCGGGGGCCACCACUUACUCCAUCCUUUCCGAGGAAGAAUGUGUGGCAAGGUAGUGAUGGUCUUCUCCUGUGUAAAGGUCAUCAACGUUCUAGCAGUGAUGUUCCAUUAGGAUUUUUGAGUAUGAUUAAGUCUUCCCCUCUAUUGGUGCCUAUAAGUGGUCAGGCAGUAUUGGGGAAUACGAUGCAUAUAAGAGAAAAUCUUGGAAAUGGUAAAUCCAUUGGGUUGAAGAGACGAGAAAUGGAUACAAGUAAUGAUAAUAGGAGCAAUGCAGAGGAGAAAGGUGUUAGGAAAUCAGAGGGGGAGGUGGAAGAUGAUUUGUUUAAUUCAUGGGUGAAGUUUGAUAGUGUAGAUUCAUUGAACUCAUCAGGCAUUGAGGAUAAAGAUAAGGACAUUGUCGUUUGUGGCACAAAGAUGAGUGGUGGUGACAACAACAGUACUGAAUCAGAAUCUGUCUCUAGGCAUGGUUCGAGUUCAAGGGAAGACAUCAAAAAGACCACGGCUGGCGAUAUUGCGCCUCCAGCCUUGCACUACAGGAGUCUUUCAAUGGAUAGUGCUUUUGGAAAUUUGAAGUUCGGUGAUGAGUCACCAAUUUUUUUGGAAAAUCCAGAGGGUUGGCUACCUCAAACCAAUUCAAUGACUGAAAACUCUUGUAAACUCAACCUGGAGUUUGAGCAUGGUCAGUUCAGUGAAGUUGAGCUUAUAAAGAUUAGGGGAGAUGAGAUGCUUUCUGAAAUUGCCUUCUUGGAGCCCAAACGUGCAAAGAGGAUAUUGGCUAAUCGUCAAUCGGCUGCUCGUUCAAAGGAGCGUAAACUGCAUUACAUCUCAGAAUUGGAACACAAGGUGCAAACUCUGCAAGCAGAGGCUACUACAUUGUCAGCGCAAGUUACUAUACUACAGAAAGACUAUGGUGAGCUAACAAGUCAGAACAAUGGAUUGAAAUUCCAAUUUCAAGCCAUGGAACAACAGGCACAACUGAGAGACGCUCUGCAUGAGGCAUUGACCACAGAAGUUCAAUGUUUAAAGAAGGUAUUGACUGCAGAAGUCCAAUGUUUAAAGCUUGAAAAUAUGGAUCUUAAGGAAGAAGAGAGACUGUCCAACUUCAUGGUGCAUCAGGUGCCCCUGAAGCAUCACAUUUUCCAGAUGCAGCAUCAGCAGCCAAGUCAAAUCCAACUAUUAUCAGUUGCAAAAUCCAUUACACCAACAACUACAAGUACUCCUGCCUCGGCAUAGUUGUCUGGUUUCAAGGCAUGGAGUGGUGAGUCUCAAGUUAAUAUUACGUACAUUUGACCAUUCAUGAUAAGCAACACAGUUUUCUGAGCUUGAUUUAGACAAUCUGUUAUACCACAUAUUUUUGUCUUUACUCCAUUAUAUUUAUAAUGAUUUACACAGUGAAUAAAUAUUUUGUUCAUUGCA
This is a messenger RNA of Olea europaea var. sylvestris, 2102 nucleotides long. Its product is annotated as probable transcription factor PosF21. The transcript is spliced from 5 exons. Gene Ontology annotation, molecular function: DNA-binding transcription factor activity. Bases 495 to 1919 code for a protein of 474 amino acids. The record is from RefSeq and is a predicted model, not a curated record. NCBI's taxonomy places the organism in Eukaryota, Viridiplantae, Streptophyta, Magnoliopsida, Lamiales, Oleaceae. Gene Ontology annotation, biological process: regulation of DNA-templated transcription. Gene Ontology annotation, cellular component: nucleus.